Molecule: messenger RNA, 1997 nt
Organism: Anopheles funestus (African malaria mosquito)
Lineage: Eukaryota; Metazoa; Arthropoda; Insecta; Diptera; Culicidae
Product: glucose dehydrogenase [FAD, quinone]-like
Exons: 2
Coding region: 30-1997 (655 amino acids)
Molecular function (GO): oxidoreductase activity, acting on CH-OH group of donors; flavin adenine dinucleotide binding
Source: RefSeq, a predicted model, not a curated record
GGGUUGUACGCGUUCUUUUACCCGGAAGAAUGAACGCGAUCGGUACCUACGAAGUGCGGACGCGACUGCUGUAUACGUCGAGAAUCGGGACAGUGUUUUUGCUUUUAAUCGACGCAAGUAUAUGGCUGCAGCGUCCAGAUAUUGUGGAUUUCCAUAAUCGCGUUCAACCCAUUCCGGGCCCGUUUGUGCAAGACAUCUACGAUUUUGUGAUUGUUGGUGCAGGUUCCGCCGGUGCAGUGAUGGCAGCAAGACUGUCCGAGAUCUGUCACUGGAAUGUGCUGUUGCUUGAGGCUGGUACGGACGAAACGUAUCUCACCGAGGUACCAUUUCUGUAUCCGACACUGCAGACAUCGCGCGUUGAUUGGAAGUUUCGAACCGAACCGUCCGAUCGGUUUUGUCUCGCUAUGGAAGACCAUCGAUGUCGAUGGCCGCGUGGAAAAGCGCUCGGUGGCAGCUCAACCAUCAACGCAAUGCUGUACGUGCGCGGUAACCCGAGAGACUUCGAUGGCUGGCGUGACCAAGGCAACCCGGGCUGGAGCUACAACGAUAUGCUGCCGUACUUCCUGAAGCUGGAAGAUAUGCGCGAUCCACAGUAUGCGAACCUUUCCUAUCAUGGUCAGGGUGGCCCGAUCAGUGUGGAAAGGUACGGUUACCACACACCGUUACGCAAUCAUCUGCUUGCCGGGAUAAAGGAAAUGGGUCUUGCAAAUCGUUACGGUGAAGUGAACGGACCUGUUCAGAGUGGUUUUGCCGUUCCCCAUGGAUCUAUCCGGAACGGGUUACGAUGUAGCACGGCUAAAGGAUAUCUAAGACCAGCAGCAAUACGUAAAAAUUUGCACAUAUCCACCAAGACGAUGGUGGAACGAAUUUUGAUCGAUCCCACUGAUCGACGGGCAUACGGAGUGCAGUUCGAGAAAGAAGGCAGACGGUACUAUGUGAUGGUCGCAAAGGAAGUGAUUCUAUCAGCCGGUGCCCUCAAUAGUCCCCAUCUGCUGAUGCUUUCCGGGAUAGGACCUCGAGAACAGCUGGAACGUCAUGGCAUUCCAGUAAUCCAAGAUUUGCCCGGUGUUGGAAGAAACUUGCAGGAUCAUGUAGCAACUGGAGCUGGUGGCUACACGGUAAAACAACCUCCGGGCAGUGGACCAUUAGCGUACGAUUUUGCCGAUGCAGUAGGCGUGGAAACGUUACGACGAUUUCUGUUCAAUAAUGACGGCAUACUUUACGGUAUGUCCCUGUGUGAGGUGAUGGGAUUCUUGAACACCAAAUAUCAAGAUCCGGCACUGGAUUGGCCCGACAUUGAACUAUUUCUCGCUAGCCUGUCCGAUCUAACGGACGGUGGUCGAUUCGGUAAGCGUGGUUCAGGAAUGAGCCAUCAGUACUAUGCACAGGUAUACGAGAACCAGGUGUACCAAAACUCGUACAUGGUUAUACCGAUGUUAUCCCGCCCACUAAGCAGUGGGUGGUUAGAACUGGCAAGUGGAGAUCCACACCAACGCAUUCGUAUUUAUCCCAACUAUUUUCAAGAUCCCAAGGAUAUGAUGGUUUUGAUCGAAGGCUUAAAGUUUGCUGAGGCCCUUGCCAAUACAUCCGCAAUGCGUAAAAUCAACGCCACCUUGAUCAACUACUCCCAGUCUCCCUGUCGACUGGAUAAGUUUCCCAACAAAGAUGACUUCUACGCCUGCUUAGUGCGGCACUAUACGCAAACAAUUUAUCAUCCGUGUGGUACGGCUAAAAUGGGACCGGUCACCGAUCCGAUGGCGGUUGUCGAUCGUUUUCUGCGCGUUCACCACAUCGGUGGACUACGAGUCGUCGAUGCGAGUAUCUUUCCCGUGAUUACCACCGGAAACACGAACGUACCAACCAUUGCAACUGGCGAGAAGGCGGCUGAUCUAGUUAAGGCAGCGUACGCGGCAGAUUUAAGGGCACACGCGGAUUCGCUUCGAGAGUGUAAAACACUCUUCUUUGACUAUUCUGCUAAAGCAAUGGAAAAAAGCUAG